Syzygium oleosum is the source of this 1382-nucleotide messenger RNA. Its product is annotated as chitinase-like protein 2. The record is from RefSeq and is a predicted model, not a curated record. Lineage: Eukaryota; Viridiplantae; Streptophyta; Magnoliopsida; Myrtales; Myrtaceae. The transcript has 3 exons. Bases 29 to 1177 code for a protein of 382 amino acids. Gene Ontology annotation, molecular function: chitinase activity. Gene Ontology annotation, biological process: chitin catabolic process; cell wall macromolecule catabolic process.
AAUUUGCUUCGCACCAACUCAAGCCCCCAUGAAGAGACUCUCCACCAUCUUCCUCCCUUCAGCUACACCCUCACUUUCCAUCUCUUUCGCUCUCUCCCCACAAUUCAUACUCACUUCCUUCUAUAAAGCCAGACCCACCAAACAUCUCUUCAUCUCAUUCACAUUCGCAUUCCUCUGGUCAGCUUUCGCAAGAGAAAUGGAGGGCAUCAAGUGGUCGCUUCUCGUGGCGUUGCUGCUGCUGUCGCCCCUCGUCGUGUUCGGGGACGACGACGCGGCGGCGGUGAAGCCGGUGGUGAAGAUGGUGAAGGGGAAGAAGGUGUGCAGCAAGGGGUGGGAGUGUAAGGGGCUGUCGCCGUACUGCUGCAACAGCACCAUCUCCGACUACUUCCAGGCGUACCAGUUCGAGAACCUCUUCUCCAAGAGGAACUCACCCGUGGCCCACGCGGCCGGCUUCUGGGAUUACCACUCGUUCAUCACGGCUGCCGCGGAGUACCAGCCCCACGGGUUCGGGACCACCGGCGGGAAGCUCACGGGGAUGAAGGAGGUCUCCGCAUUCCUCGGCCACGUCGGGAGCAAAACAUCUUGUGGGUAUGGAGUAGCGACGGGAGGGCCACUGGCAUGGGGGCUUUGCUACAACAAGGAGAUGAGCCCGAGCCAAUCCUACUGCGAUGAUUACUACAAGUACACGUACCCUUGCACUGCUGGUGUUGAAUAUUACGGCCGUGGCGCCAUCCCCAUUUACUGGAACUACAACUAUGGAAAAACGGGGAAGGCCCUGAAGGUGGACCUGCUGAGCCACCCGGAGUACAUCGAGAACAACGCCACGCUGGCCUUCCAGGCGGCGAUCUGGCGGUGGAUGACGCCGGACAAGAAGCACCAGCCCUCGGCCCACGACGUGUUCGUCGGCAACUGGAAGCCCACCCGGAACGACACCCUGGCCAAGCGGGCCCCCGGGUUCGGCGCCACCAUGAACAUCCUCUACGGGGAGGACGUCUGCGGCAAGGGCGACGACGAGCACAUGAACAACAUGAUCUCCCACUACCAAUACUACCUCGACCUGAUGGGCGUCGGCCGCGAGGAGGCCGGGCCGCACGAGGUGCUCAGCUGCGGGGAGCAGGCCGCCUUCAACCCGUCGUCGGCAUCGCUGGCGUCCUCGUCCUCGUCCUCGUCUUCUUGAGCUCCGGCAAGCGAUGUGUUUUGUCAUUGUAUAGAAAUGUAUAGGAAAUUUAAACAAGAGUGUGGGGGAAGGAAAGAAUAAAUGAUGCAGAGAGAUUUUUGUAAUUGUGCUCAAGUUUGGCGACCGAUUCGGAAAGUGUAUUCAAAGUUGUGAAUUUCCAAGAUAAUAUGAUAUCUAAUCCGAUUGAUCAUUGCAUUUUCAGUGA